GCCAACAUGGCGGCUAGAAACCAAGACGCCGUGCCUCUGUCUUAGCGACUGAGAGUCAUCAAGGUGUAAGAACAGAGACUGCAAUGUUGUCAGCUGUGAAAUGACAAGUCGGAUCGGGACACAGAAGAGUUUGGCAUGUUUUAUAAAACAACAGCAAACUAUAUCUUUUUUGACUGGGACUAAUUACUAUUAAUGACUUUAAUGCAUGAUUCCAAUCCGAUACAAUGAGUUCACUUUCACAAGUUCGUGGGGUUGGGAAAAGAACAAGACCUCUGGGAUCAGUACGGCACACAACGACUAGUGAUGAAAAAGUGCACCUGCCCAAAUUAACUAAUUCAGCAUUCAGACAUCAAGAUGGAAAGUUGGGUGACAAUUACGCUGGGAUCCAAGGCAGUGCCUUGACUGUGGCAAGCUCUAGAGAGACUGCACCACCAGGACAGAAUGACAGACAAAAUACAUCACCUUCACCUUCAUCUGCAACACCAAAAGAUGCAAAACUGGCAGCACAGUUGUCCUCUCCACCUGCUGUCUCUGUGUCUCAUGAGUCAUGUCAACUUGAAAUCAAGGAAGCACGGGCUAUGGAGGGAGAGCUGAGGAAGAAGAUAGCACAACUACAAAAGGAGGUGGAGAUGCUGACCUUGCAGCUGGCAGACGAAAAACAAGUUGCACAAAAUCUAAAGCAUGAUUUGCAAACUUUGGAAGUUGACUAUAAAAAAAGAUUGGAGGAGGAGCAAUGCAGCCAUUCCAUGACCCGUCAGAAUGCCCAGGAGGAGAUAAUUGCUCUGCAGAACAAAUUGGAAACGCAGGAGAAAACAGCAAAGGAAAAUCUUGAUAAGCUGCGCUGUGAUCUAACAAAUCAAAUGACAGCAAUGGAAGUCAUGAAAGAUAAGGAGAUAGCUGACAGGGAUCAGAAGUUGUCUCGUCUUAAGAUGCAAAUAGCAGAUGCUCUUAAAGGCAACUCAUGGGAAAGGCAGCAGCAGCUGGAGGAGCUGACAAAAGAGCUGGCCAGAAUUCAAGAGGAAUGUGAUGUGCUACGUGGAAAACUUAAGGUUCUCACCAAAAACAAACAGGGGGACUGUCAGAAUUGUGCCCAGGCAACAGCGAGGGCAGAGAAGUUAGCUACAAUGGUGAAAGAGAAGGACAUCACAAUCAAGGAUCUCAAAUCUCUUGUCUCAAAAUUUGAGAAGCAGCUUUCACAGCAAGAUCAGUUACUCAAAAUGUGGGCUGAGAGCAAAGGUCAUAAGGUUACCAUAUCUCAGUGACAAACCACUCAGUGGAAAGGGCAAAAAGGUUAAACCAAUCAAUGCUAUAUCUCAGCACCAGGAGUAAAGAAUUCCUGACAACUUUGUCUAGAGAUAUACCAUCACAUUGAAAAUCUCACCAUUUUCUUCAUUUGUUCAUCAAUAACAACAGCAGAAAGCAAGCUGGAUGGAUUGUUUAGAUGUAAGAGAAAUCUAUCAGCUUGAAAGCUGUUAAUAUGAACAAUUUCUGUGAAGUGUUGCAGUAGUGAUAUUCAUAUUCAUACUCAUACCCCCACCAGAGUUAGGCUGGACAUGAUAAAGACUAAAGGCAGGCCCUGAUCCACUAUUUUCUUUCCCUCAUUAAAUGCCACAUAAAAGUUUUGUGUGCUUCAGCUUGAAACUUUCUGAUAAAGUUCAUGGACAAUUGUACUAAAUCAAAGUGGUGACUCCAUUUUUUUUAAAGUUUGAAACAGGCAAGAAUAAAACAGUGAAAUAUCUUUGCCAAUUGAAAACCUUUGGUACUACUUUUGAGGAUAUCUCUAUCACGUGGAUUUAAAUAUGUGAGAAUUCCAAAGGAAUAAUGUUGUUUUACUAUUGUAAUACCAUAGUUUUGGAUGUAGUGACUCAUGAAACAAUGUCUCUAAUACACCUUUUCAUUACAAGUGUGAAAGCUGUCCACAAAAGUGUGUGGAGCUAUAGACAACACUUAGUUGCUGUUAUCAUGGUUUAAGCCCACCACGAACUUGUAAGCCCAUCCUUUGUAACAUCCACUGCAUUCUCUGAGUAGGUGAGAUACAAACAUGUAAUCUCCGCUGCAGAUUAUGAAUGCAUACAGUGUUCCAAAAUGUGCACAAUUUCAGACUGGUGAAAAUUUGAGCACCAGUUCAAGUACUUUAUGAAAAACUAUUAAUCACAUUGUUAGAUGAGAAUAUGUGACAGAUAGUUUUGAAAUCAGAAAGAUCUCAAUAGACACUUAAGAUAGCUUCUCGUUUCCCAUGCAGUCCUUUGGCACAUAUCGGGCAAACUACAUUUAAUUUCUUGUUCAUCAGUAGUAUUUUCCUGUGCUGCAUUUUAUAUUAUCAAUAUCUUGUCUUAUUAUUUUAAUCAUGUUUAUAAUUGAUGCUUGAUUUUGCAGUUGCACCAAAUCCAAUAACAGAUGGCUUCAUGCUGAUUAUUUAUAAACAAUGGAAUUCCCUACACUCUUUUAUGCAUCUAAUAAAAUUUCUUUAGUUUUUAAAAAUGUAGUUUUUAAAAAUGCCAUUUAACUGACUGGGUAGGCCAAAAAAUAGGGAUGAUUGUAAAACAAAUUGAAAAAAAUACUGAUAAUGCUAGAUAAAGUUUGUCUUUGUUAAAUUUGUGACAAAUAAGUAUUUGCAAAAUGUUGACAAGUUUGCUUAUGAAUACAAUGCAGCAUUUUAUAUCAACAUUAUAGACUUAUUGAAGUUAUUUGUUGUAACUUUUAGCUCUAAUCAUUAUUACAAAGACUUUAGAUAUUAACACACAUAUAUAUGUAUAGAAUGUAAUUGUAACAUUCAGAAAUCUGAAUCUAAAAUAAUACAAUUACCAAUAACUGAUAUGCUUGGAUUUCAGUUAAAUGAAAAGCAAUGCUGAUGUCAACGACUCAUGUUUAGUAGAAUAUCCUAAAUUUACAGAGGCUAGAGAGUACCUUGUAACUGAUGGGUUAACCUGAUGGUGUCUGGGUCACGCUGAUCACAAACAGUAGAACUGGGUCCCAUGACUGUUUUAGGAUCAGUAAGACAGGUCAUAUGCGGCCCUAUGCUCCAGCGGGGGGUGAUUAGGAACAAGAAGAAGACAGGUCAUGACCUAUUUGCUUGUUCUGCAUUUCUUUUAAGGGAUUAAUGUCAAUUUAUUUUAUAAAGGAGUAUCUCACUAUAAAUUUUGAGACAAUAAAGAAUAUUCUAUAUUUUGAAAA
This is a messenger RNA of Pomacea canaliculata, 3174 nucleotides long. Its product is annotated as putative ciliary rootlet coiled-coil protein 2. Lineage: Eukaryota; Metazoa; Mollusca; Gastropoda; Architaenioglossa; Ampullariidae. Bases 225 to 1262 code for a protein of 345 amino acids. The record is from RefSeq and is a predicted model, not a curated record. The transcript is spliced from 7 exons.